This is a messenger RNA of Quercus lobata, 1110 nucleotides long. RefSeq names its product probable caffeoyl-CoA O-methyltransferase At4g26220. The record is from RefSeq and is a predicted model, not a curated record. Lineage: Eukaryota; Viridiplantae; Streptophyta; Magnoliopsida; Fagales; Fagaceae. The coding region runs from base 166 to 807 and encodes 213 amino acids. Gene Ontology annotation, molecular function: S-adenosylmethionine-dependent methyltransferase activity; O-methyltransferase activity. The transcript is spliced from 7 exons.
UGCACUCAGACAACAGAGCAUUCAUUGACAGAUCAAUCACAUUGAAGUGUUAGACAGUAGCCCUGAAAAACCUGUUGCUGCACGUGGAACCCAGAUACAAUAUCAGGGUCCUGGUUCAACCAUUUGUUCACAUCACAAUCUGCAGCCAGAGCUUUAUUGGAUGCAAUGGAGCAAAAUGCGAAAAAGGUAACCAGUCCUUCCAAGGGUUUAUUGCAAAGUGAAGAUUUGUAUCAGUAUAUCCUGGAGACUAGUGUGUACCCACGAGAACCAGAUUUUCUCAAGGAGCUAAGGCAUGUCACUGCUAGUCAUCCAAGGGCUAGGAUGGCUACUGCACCAGAUGCAGGUCAGCUGAUGGCCUUGUUGUUGAAGCUAGCAAAUGCGAAAAAGACAAUUGAACUUGGAGUCUUUACAGGAUACUCUCUUCUCCUCACUGCUCUUACAAUUCCUGAGGAUGGAAAGAUUAUAGCUAUAGAUGUAAAUCGGGAGACAUUUGAGAUUGGGUUGCCAGUAAUUAAGAAAGCUGGUGUUGCCGACAAAAUUGAUUUCAUUGAGUCUGAGGCUUUACCAGUUCUUGAUCAGCUAUUACAAAAUCCUGAAAAUGAAGGGAGUUUCGACUUUGCUUUUAUCGAUGCUGACAGUGUGAAUUAUUGGAACUACCAUGAGAGGCUGAUGAAACUGUUAAAGAUCUGGAAACAGGAGAGGGAGUUGGCAAUUGAGCUUAACAAAUCAUUUGCAGCUGAUCCUCGCAUCCAAAUUUCGCAUGCUUCAUUGGGUGAUGGUAUCACAAUCUGCAGGCGUAUCUACUGAAUGAUUUCUUCAGACUUCUCUGCAUUUUUCUUGCCUUAUGAGUUUGAAUGUUAUAAUUGAACCUUAACUACCUCGCUUAGAUUAGUACUCCUUUAGAUAUUAGUUCUCAUAUAAAGAAAAGUGUGUGGUUUUAGAAACAUCAGAAGCUGGGGUUGCUAAAAGAACAGAUGGCUUCAUUCAGGUCUUCCUUGUGGACCAAAAAGAACUGUUGGCAUUUUCUGUUUUUAGCUGCUAUUAUCAGAAAACAGUAUAUUUUCCAUUGUGAGCUGAAAUCAUCUUCAACAAACGACUCUCUCUCUCUCU